AUGAUCAGCGGGGCACAGCUGAGCCCCUCACCCACCGCCAUGGCGGGGCUGCUGCCGCCGCUCUCCUCCUGCCGGCUCUGGCUCGUCUGUCUGCUGGGCUUGGCGCAGCUCAGCCGUGCUCAACUAGCGGGGGAUGGAGGAGCCUUCAACCCCGGACAGACCUCCCCCGGAGACGUGUCUGCAGCCCAGCAGCGCAGGUAUUUGUUAUAUGAUGUAAAUCCACCUGAAGGAUUUAAUCUUCGACGAGAUGUUUAUCUACGCAUGGCAUCCUUGUUGAAGAGUCUGCUAAAGAGUGAAGCUUGGGUACUGGUCCUUCCUCCCUGGGGGCAUCUCUACCAUUGGCAAAGCAAAGGUCUUGAACAAGUUCGCAUUCCAUGGUCUGCAUUCUUUGAUGUGCCUAGCCUAAACAAGAACAUCCCCAUUAUUGAAUAUGAGGAGUUCAUUGCAGAGUCAGGCGGACCAUUUAUACAGCAAAUCUAUGUUCUGCAAGGAUAUGCAGAAGGUUGGACAGAGGGCCACUGGGAAGAAAAGGUGGAUGAGCGACUUUGCAUCGAAGAUCUUGCAUAUGUGAAUGACAAACAAGGAUUUUAUAGAGGUUGGUUUUGGGGUUACGAGGAGACAAGAGGCCUCAGUGUCGCCUGUGUGUCUGUGCAAGGUUCAGCCUCCAUCAUGGUGCCGGUUCUUCUGAAAAACACCACAGCACAGUCUGUAAUGUUAGACAGAGCAGAGAACCUACUUCAUGACCAUUACGCAGGGAGAAGUUACUGGGAUGCUCGGAGAAGCAUGGUGUUUGCCAAACAUCUACGUGUGGCUGGGGAUGAAUUCAGGGCAAAAUACCUAAACUCUACAGAUGAAUUGGACAACACUAUUUAUAAUGAGGAUUGGACUAAGAUGAAGGUGAAGUUGGGCACUGCCAAAGGAGGUCCGUACUUGGGUGUGCAUCUGAGGAGGAAGGACUUUAUCUGGGGCCACAGAAAGGAUGUCCCAAGCAUCAAAGGAACAGCCAAGAAGAUUCACAACCUAAUGAAAGAGCUGAAAUUGGACAAAGUGUUUGUGGCCACAGACGCUGCUGAGGACGACUUGAAGGAGCUGAAAAGCCUUCUCCCAAAGAUGAUUCGAUUUGAACCAACCCAAGCAGAGCUGCAAUUAUACAAAGAUGGAGGAGUCGCCAUCAUUGACCAGUGGAUCUGCGCUCAUGCCAGAUUUUUCAUUGGAACUUCAGUGUCAACCUUUUCCUUCCGUAUCCACGAGGAGCGCGAGAUUCUGGGCUUUGAACCAAAAACUACUUACAACAGGCUGUGCGGUGACCAAGAAAAGGAAUGUGAGCAGCCAACACAUUGGAAGAUCGUCUACUGAACGGGAUAGUGUUGUAAUGCCACUCAAUUACCUCAACUGAUCUAAGUUAUCCAGUUAGUUGUAAGAGAGUCAAACACAUCGUUUACAAGAAGCCUUUCACAUCAUUUUCAUGCAGCAUUCUGGUAUUGUUGAACCAAUUCUGCUAAUGGCAUCGUUCCCCUUGGUGAUCCACUGAGUAACCAGCAGGGUUCUCCUGCCAAGCAGUUCAGGGUAAUUCUACACAGAUAUAGAGGCAGCGCCUUCUCUCUUGGGAUCCUGCUGUAAGAUUGUGUAAAAGAGUGAUUAUUUUCAAUAGAACAUUAAUUACUGCCAGCUUAUACUUUACCUGUAAGAAAAUACCUUCUCUUCCAAUUCAUUAUCAUUCCACCUCAGUAGGAUUAAGAUGUUAAAAAAAAUCUUCAGCACGCUUUACAUAAUUAAAGUACACAAAUAGUCUAAAGAUACGAAGGAGAUAUUUUACAAAUGUCAGCCUAGCUCCAUAGUAUUUGGAUCCAUGAUAGUAACAACUAACGUAAUUUAGUUGGAAACAGAUUGAGUAAUGAAACCCAAACCUCAAGUGCCCGCUCUGAUUUUAUCAGAACCUACCGCUCUCUUAUGCUUAAUUAUUUAAACACUAAUCAGGAAACAGCAACAUGUAAGCAUUUGAUUAAUCAGUCAAUGUUGUCCCAAGGAAGAAACAGUUCUCAUUGUUCAAGUUUGAGUGCAUCACAGUUGCUGGAAAACUAUUUCCUCAUGAAUUCCUCUCCAGCACAUUCCAAAAUCAGUUUCAUGCUCAUACUGUUCUUUUAUUUACCUCAAAAAUUGAAUUCAGCACAUUAACAACCUAUGGAGACAGAGGAUGAAGCAGUUAGCUGUUUCAGAGUGGAGCUUAGCUCGUGCCUUGCUGACAGAGGAAGGGUGCCUUGUAACAGUUGAACUAAAGAUAUGCAGACACCAGAAAGAGUUGCAAUUCAGGUCUGCCAAAAUCUAAACUGGAGAACCUGGCCUGUAAAAUUGUCAAACAUUAAGUAUUUUAUACUUUCAUUCUAUAAAUCAGGAUAUUGUACCAUUUUAUAUUGUAGAAUAUAAAAUUUGCAGUCCUUGAUUAGAGUUUUAUUUUAGAUGCAUUGCACACAUUUGUAUUGGACCACCUUUAGAUAUUUGUGGCCAACCUUGAGAUAGCUGAGGUUGCAAUACAUUUAAGGGUAAACAUGAUGUGGAGAAGUUUCUUUGUAAAUAUAAACACUAUUGAAAUGUGUAGUUUCGAGUGUAUCUGGAUAAUUGGAUCUCCCCUUUGAAAUACCAGUAUUCACUUUUCACCAGGCUGCUUUAAAAUGCUGUAACAGAUCAAACACUUACUUAAAUGUAUUUUAGAUGACCUGUUCACCUCUUUUAUUUUCUUCUAAGACAUCUAUACCUUCUGUUUCCAUCCUUGCUUGGUUACCACAGCUAGUCACAAUUUUACAUUUGACUCCUCAGUGUUCACAUCAAGCAUUAAAACUGUUCGAAUCCACAAGAAGCUUGAAGCUUGAGUAGUUCCCAGACAGAAUGUCAUGACUCUUGAUGCAGUAUAGAUCACUAACUAUUUAUAAAUGCAGUUUGUAUACUAUUUUUGAAAUAAAAAGCUCCACAAUCU
This is a messenger RNA of Pristis pectinata (smalltooth sawfish), 2971 nucleotides long. RefSeq names its product protein O-fucosyltransferase 2 (gene pofut2). The transcript is spliced from 9 exons. Lineage: Eukaryota; Metazoa; Chordata; Chondrichthyes; Rhinopristiformes; Pristidae. Gene Ontology annotation, biological process: protein O-linked glycosylation via fucose. The coding region runs from base 1 to 1356 and encodes 451 amino acids. Gene Ontology annotation, molecular function: peptide-O-fucosyltransferase activity. The record is from RefSeq and is a predicted model, not a curated record.